Lytechinus pictus (painted urchin) is the source of this 10479-nucleotide messenger RNA. RefSeq names its product pro-epidermal growth factor-like. The transcript is spliced from 10 exons. The record is from RefSeq and is a predicted model, not a curated record. Lineage: Eukaryota; Metazoa; Echinodermata; Echinoidea; Temnopleuroida; Toxopneustidae. Gene Ontology annotation, molecular function: calcium ion binding; Wnt receptor activity; Wnt-protein binding. The coding region runs from base 155 to 1732 and encodes 525 amino acids. Gene Ontology annotation, biological process: canonical Wnt signaling pathway.
GAGAACAGGGCUUGGUCAUUCUCGAACAUAUGUCAGUCAGGGCCAUAGUCUGGCUCCAUAUAUCUCUAUAGCUGGUAAGGAUCAGGGGGGAUCAGGAAGAAGCAAGAAAUUUGAGUGACUGAUACAGAAAAAAGGGUUAAAAAGUGACGUCAUAAUGGAGUCUGUCAUCGUCAUCAUAUUCCUCUGCAUUUGUUCGUCCUCUGCUGUGGACAAGGUGUUAUUCGUGGACCAGAUCAACUACGGAAUCUACCACAGUAACAUAGAGCAUGGAAAGCUCCUGACUCAACAGGUGUACCAAAGGGCUCGGUUUGAACACAUCUACCGUCCAGGCGUCAUGACCUAUGAUUUCAUGACCAAUAUGGUCAUAUGGGGCCAGCGGUCCCCCCAUAAGAUUGGCGGAGACAUUCUGGACGGAGUGCCCAACACGGUUAACAUCGUUCCAGGCAUUAAACCCUUUCUCAUUGCCUUCAACAAACACGAUAGGAGGAUCUACUGGUUCGGCAAUGUCUCCUUGAUCCUAGCUUCGGCCAGGCUGGACGGAACGAACAAGAUCAGAGUCCACGUCAAUGACAAACGUAUCUUUGGAUUGUGCAUUGAUGGCCAGAACAGUAUGCUCUAUUUUUCCGAGGGGGAUAGCAUCAUGCAAAUGAACGUGGAUGGAACUGGCAAAAAAAGUCUUGUCGAUGAGGAUCUUGUAAACGUCACUGCAUUCACAAGAAACGCGCAGGACGGGAACCUGUUUUGGAUCAACCACGAUCGCACUAUCGAGAUGUACGAUAUCGUGAAACACGUGAGGAAUAUCGUGACAACGAUAUCGAUAGAGCUAGGAUAUGUCGAACAGAUUCUGAUAUACGACGAUAUUUUCUACUGGGUCGAUAUCGGGCGAGGUGGGAUCGGUUAUUUGAACCUGUUGGAUCAUGUAAGAUCCGGAUUUUCUGACUCCAUACCGGUAAACGGGGAACAUCAGAGCUUGGCCGGUAUACUGCGUAUGAAAGUAUUCAUCAACGAGAGUGUUGACUUGUGCCAUCCAUCGCCUUGUGAGCCUGGCCUUCAGUGCGUCAGUACAAUAUAUAACUAUGAGUGUGUCGCAACGAAUCUCACCGGGAACGGCACGGGCAGUGGAGCGACAGUUGAACCCCAUACCCACACUAAUCUUUGUGAAGCAAGCGGUGAACACUACCCUUGCGAUUAUAUUCGUGGCGUAUGUUUGUACGUCAAUGGAUCGGCUGUGUGUGGAUGUGAAGGCGGAUACCUCCUUGCAGACGAUAACGUCACGUGCUUAGCUCCUGAAAACUGCAGCCACUGUGACAACGGCGAGUGUGUCAAUAGGAACGGCAUGUAUAGCUGUGUGUGUGACGAGGGAUUCAGACCAGACGCCGCAGGAUACUGCCAAGAUGUCAAUGAAUGUGAAAACAUCACUUGUGACGUGGAAUUCGGCGUGUGUAUGAACACGGUGGGAGGAUACUAUUGCACCUGCGCAGAAGGGUUUUUCAUGGGUGGAGACGGCAUCACGUGUCACGGGGAUGUGGAAUCCGAAGAUGAUGAUGAUGAUGAUGAUGAGUAUAGCGAGGAGUCGUCCUUGUGCGAAAUUUACGAAGACGUCCCCUGGUGGAAGCAACAAAAUAAUAUCAUCAUCGUCGUCGUCGUGGUCAUCCUCGCCGUCAUCUUCCUGAUCAUCGUCAUCGCGAUCUGUUGCAGAUGCAAGAAGCGAGGAGACAAUAAAGCUGUAUAACGUUAGAAGAGAGAGGGAGAACGGGAGGGUGAUUGCAAGCCCUCUUGGUUCCAUGAGCCUAAUUACAUCAGGAGGACAAAAGAUAUUCGUUCGACCCAACCCAUUCGAAUUUUUUUCAAUUUGAUAUUGCUGAUUGACAAAAGUGUAUGAAUAUGAUUCAAAAUCUAACACUGAUUCUAGAAAUGGUAACUCUAGAACUUCCUUUGCCCAAAUUGGGAAGAUAUAUCUAUGAUUUGGAACUAUUUUUUGACUGGCGGAAGAAUCGGGACUAUUUUACUGUUUCAGUUGAUGAAUUUGAUCCCAUCAUAGUUAUCUUCAUAAAUGGCGAUUUAUUUUUAAAAUGAGCUGGCUACAAUACCCUUCUCUGGUCAGAUAUGGAAUGUCAGAUAUGUAUCCUAUCCGAAGGUAGUAAACAUUUGACCCUCUAGUUUCACAUUUAUUUUUUAUGAAUUUUUCAAAAGUGCCAUUUUAACACACAAGUCUAUGGGGAAUGUUUUACGCGCGUGACACCUCUUCCAGAUGGGUCUCAAUCACAGAGAUAUAUCAUGGUUAGUCUAAAAAAAACCUCCUACCUCAAAAUUAUUUUGAUGGCAGCUCAGAAUAAGCUAGGUUUUACAGUUGUAACAUGGGUAGCAACCUUCUUUUGCCUCGAUAAGAGUUCUUCACGGGCAUCAGGAGACUGUUUUCAGACAAUAUGAGACUGACACCAAUGCCAUGUUUUUAAACAGCCUUUUCUAAGUUGCCCUCUUAAUUUUCAAAUUUUGAGGUAUUUUAUUUUAUUUCAUUGUAACAUAUUAAUGUAUUCAGGAUAAAGAUGAUCAGCCGAAGGUUUUAUCAACAAGGAAGUAUCAGCCCAGCUUAAUUAGUAUAUAUCUCUAUGGUCGUAUGUCUUAAUACGCUUUGGGUAUUGAAAAGAGAGAGAAAAUUGAGAAUUAAGCAUUUUUUCAGAGACUUCACUUAAUUUCACUCUAAAAUAUGAAAUCAACAUUUAAAAGGCUGGAAGAGUGACAAAAUUUUCGGAAUUUUAUAUUCAACUUUGCAUAAAGCUGAAUCCGGAUCCUCCGGGCUGAAAAUAUUUAUAUUUAAACAAAUAGAGUAAAAUUUACACAAACAAAAUGCUGAAAAUUACAUCAAAAUCUGAUAACAAAUAGUGAAGUUAUUGAAUUUUAAAUUUUAGCAAUAUAUUGUGAAAACAGUUAUACGCACGUCGCCAUGAAUUUUCAUUAGGUGGACUGAUGAUGUCAAUCCCCACUUUCCUUUUUCUAAUAUCAUUACAGAAAAUCAUAAUUGUUCAUGCAUAAGUGAGUGAUAAUUAUGAUACCCUUAUAAUGAAAUAAGUUGUAGCAAUGAAUAUCUAAUGCACUGAAUCAGUUGUCAAUCCAUUUUUUUUGUCCUUGAGGAAAAUAAUUGAAUAAAUUUAAUUUCAUAUAAUUAAAUACAAAAUAAAAAGUGGGGAUAUGAGAUCAUCAGUAUGCGUAUUGGAUAUUGAUGAAGACAUGCCUAUAGAACUUACUGUCGGAAUAGUGCAAAUCCCAAAAUAAAAUGCCAUAACUUUGUUAUUUCUUGUACGAUUUUGAUCAAAUUUUCGGUGUUUUUAUUUUUUCUUUAUCUGUUCAAAUCAUAUUUUUUUAACCCUGGAGAACCCCUUUAAGUAUUGGUUCAAACCAUUCAAUGCUGGUAAGUGCAACAUUUAGAAAAGGUUUCACUCCUCCAAGUUCCUUUCAAUGUUGAUUUGACAUUUACUUUUCUAAUCGUGUCCCAGAGUACAGUUUGGACACUGAAUAAAGUGAGUGAGUAAAACAUUUUGAAUAUAGGACCUAUCUCAAGUGGAAAGUGACAAGAAAAAACAGUGGUGGAUUUAGGCGAUGGACUAAGGGACCCUGAUGUAUUUAUGUUAACUGCUGUAGUAUCAAUUGUCUUACAUCUCUUGUAUAUACAUGUACUUGUAAAUACUUUUGAAAUGUCUUCAUGGCUUAAGUUAUUAUUACGUUUACGUUCUAGGAUAUUUCCCGAGCAUGACAACUUCCCUGUAAAUCAUGGUGACUAGCAAGAGUACUGUUUCAUAAAGGCUUGUUAAAACAAAUUUCCUAUAUUAUAUGACUAUCAGCCAAUCAGAUUGAAGGCCUUCAGUAGCUUUUGACUGCCAAAUGGAAAUUUGUUAUUAUAACUAGUUUUAUGAAAUGGAUCCAAGAUGUACUCAAGGAUGACUGUUAGGGUAAGCUGUGCUCCGUUGAGACUCGACCUGGGUGAUUCAAACAUAUCUGGACCCGUCUUACAAAGAGUUACGAUUGAUCCAAUCAACCAAAACUAUGGAAAGCCAGCAACAUCAACAUCUAAAACAAAUGUUUGAUCAAAAUAUUUUCUAUAUAUGACGUAUAUUUUCAUGUACAUUCAUAAUUUUCUUGAAAAUUCAGUGUACUUUUUUUUGUUAAUAAAAAGGACAUUGUGCAAAUUUCCUGACGAAAAAAUUAUGACGUUGAUGGAUUUCCAUAUACUUUAGGAUAAUCGGAUCAAUCGUAACUCUCAGUAAGACAGGGCCCUGGUGUCCGUUAACUUCGCAUUCAAACUUCCAGAUGCACUUGACGCGAGCUGAAGUGUAACAAGAAUUCGUAAAUUAUACAAAUAGUAUGAAGUAUAAUUAGAAUUCUAUUAGUAAUAAUGAAGUAUAAGUCGAGGAGGAUAGCAUUUCCCAGGUGUUAGGCAGUGAAAUUCACACAAUGGGAUUCAAAGCAAUCAAAAUUCCACACAGGACCAGUUCUCUAUAAAAGGCCCUAACCAAUGAAUAGGAACCAUCUUUUCAAAGACGGCUAAGAUCAUACAAAAACACAAAGAUCUUGUAAAGAACUAGAAACAGGAUUGCUUUCCAAUCCACUUAAGUAAUUUUUCAAGAUGUACACACCAAAUAAUCAUUUGGUUUGUACAAAUUUGUUGUAUGUGUUUGAAUGGGGCGCCGUGGUCUAGUGGUUACGACUCUCGUCUUUCAAUCAGACGGACAUGGGUUCAAAUUCCAGGCAUGAUAUGUUUUCCUUCUGCAAUAAAUAUACCCACCAUGUGCUGCACUCAACCCAGGUGAGGAGAAUGGGUACCGACAGGAUCAACUCCUUGAUUGCACUGAGCGCUAAGAGGCAGCUCGUGCUUAAGUCGGGGAUAAUAAUACUAACAAUGUGCCUCGGAAUAGAUUAUUUCUAGAUAGAUGGCGCUAUAUUCCCACAAAAUAAGUUCUGCAUUUCAAAAUUGACUUCUGUAUAAUCGGGAGGGAAUAAAAUUGUUUUGAUGCAGUCAUGCAGGGUGGGAUCCUCCUCGACUUAUACUUCAUUAUUACUAAUAGAAUUCUAAUUAUACUUCAUACUAUUUGUAUAAUUUACGAAUUCUAUUACGUAACAUUCGUAUAAGUCUUCAGAGGAUAGCAUGUUCAAAGCCACAUAUCAGAAGUCAAUUUCAAACAAUUUGAAAGUUAUCUCCCCUAAUGAUCUCAUAAAGAUCAUAUUACCUCAACGUGGUCAUACGAUGUUGCCACUUGCCAAACUAGAAAUAUUUAUAACACUUCAGAAUGAAUUGACAUUAUGAAAAUGUAAUUAAGGAACACUGAAUCAGCCAAUGAUUAUAUUUAUAUAAUUAUUAAUAAAUUGUUUCUCAAUGAAGGCGAGGAAAUUAAUCAGUGAAAUAUUCCUCAUCGAUUCAUCUUGCAAAUUAUCUCCGAUCAAUCAAGUACAUAUCAUACUUCUAUAUAAUCCAUUGAUAUAAAUGUGAAAUAUUUUCAAAUAAUUUUUAUAUCAUUUUAAGGUUUUCUACAUCAGCAGUAGAGGCGAAAAUGGCCUCACUGGAAGAGCCAUAUAUAAUAAUCGACGUUUAAGAUAAGAAUAACUAAUGUUGGAAGAUUCAUCGUACUAUAUAAGGAUGAAAAUAAUAUCUUGCUUCAGAUAUCAAAAGUCAAGAUAUUUCUCUAUGAUCAAAUCAAAAGUUUUAGUGGUGAAGGAGGUAGUUAAUUAUUGAUGAAACGCGGAACAAUUACUGAGGCAUCAUGGUCAGAUGGUAUAAAAUGUAAAAACUAAUUCAGUUUUUGAUCUGAGACAAGGUUACUAAAUAUUUUUAGGGGGUUCCAAUGGGUGAAUACUAGACAGUAAUCUUUGUCAUGUUUGUGCACCUUUAACCUGAGAAGAGUAGUUUAGAAAAAGCAAUCAACAAAGAAGAAUUCAUAAUUGAAGAGAACAAAGUAGUGAUGUUCAAAUAAUUUUCUCAUCGUACAAAAUAACUUUCAUGACAACUCUUGAAAGUGACAUUUGGAUGGUUCAUUCAGCGUUUGAGCACGCUGGACGUAAUUGCUGUCAGCAGAGAAGAGCAGAAUUAUUGACGUCAAAAUAAGAAGAUAUAAUUUAUGAUUGCCCCCAAAAGAUUAACAUUCAACAAUUUGGUACAAUGAAAUUGAAUCAAACUUCCUUGUAAUUUGGUGUGCCAAGUAAAAGGAUAUUCUCCCGAAUUGGAAGUCCAUAAAAGGCUGUAAUGAAUUUAGAUGUAAGAAUACCUGAAAAGAAAAGCUUCCUGAAAGAUUUAUAAACUUGAUAACCAUGGUUUAAAUUAAAUGAAAUUUCAUGUUUUCAAAUUUUGUUCGACUAAUGAAUUUUAUCAUUACAAUUGAUAAAGAGUUAUAUUGCUGUCAAAUACUGUAAUUGAGACAAGGAGUUCAACAAGGAUUUGUAGGCAGUAAAUUGCCUUAAUUCAAUCAUGGGUAGGUCCAUGAUUCAAUAAUACUUGAUUAUCAGCAUAGUGGUGGUCGAGGGUGUAGUUUACAGCACAGCUUGCAAAAUUGGAGUUUAUUCUUCUAAUCAAACAUACGUAUCAAUUUGAAUAGUUAAUGAUAUUGGUAUUCAUUUGUUUGUGAAAAACAAAUUUGUUUUAAAAAAUUAUUGUUCUAGGGCAUAGGUGCCGUGCAAGAAAUUGAUUCCUAAACAUUUAUGUUGGUAGUUAGCAGGUCAGAUACCUUACAAAACAUGAUCGCGACACCUAUAAACAUGCUAACGAUAUUAGCAGUGAUUGAGAUCAAUCAUAGGUUGUGGAGUAUCCGGUUUGAGUAUAAGCAUAAUUGACUGGCACAAUAAGUAAUGAAUCUUAAUGUUGAUAAUUGUCAGAAAUUAAUUUGAGAUACAAGUCCAAAAUGAUGACACUUCGAUCUCCAAUUUUUUUAUACAUGACAUAACAUAGUCGUCUGAUUGAAUGAUGUAAAUAGUAAAAGAACCAAGCAGGUUAGGUUUUUAACUUUCCCCUGUAAAACAGACCUCGAGAGCUCGCUUCCAGAAAUCCCAGUUUUAUUGUUAUUCAUUUUUUUUUUUUUUUUUUUCAAACUAUUUAUCAACACAAUUUCAUAUUUUUUUUUGGUGUAUUUCCCUCGUGAUCGAGGAGUUAGUAAUGAAAAAACUCAAUUUCAGCGAUACAAAUGUACAAAUCAAAGCAGCAUCCUCUAGGGAUCAUAAUGGCUUAUACAAUAUUUUAUAUCAGAUGACUGAUUGUUAACAUUCAUGAAAAGUUCUCUUGGGAAUCCAUGUAUUAUAUAAAGUUACUUUAAAUAUAGUUAAGUCUUCUUGGUAGCAUAUUGUGUAAUUUUGCAUGGCACAACGUUGAUGGUUCAUGGUUGAUAGUCUUGUACAAGAUGAGUACAGGGUGGAAGAAAUUUCAACUUUGAUUAAACAAUGGAUCUCUGUCCAGUGUUUUUACCAAUACCAAAAUUGUCGGAAUGCAUGUCUGCAUACAUUCUAAACUUUUGAAAGGUUUAAAGGUUACUUAAUCCAACUUGUUGUACACUUCGGGAAUUUGGAAUACUCUUAGUAUCAACGGCUUGCGUUGGAAAGGAUAAUUAGGUGCUUUGUCAAGUUAGAAAUCCGAUCUGUUUAAAUCUUCCUUGUUCAAUCUUUUUAAUUAAAAUCUUCUUUGUUCAAUGAAUAGAUAACAAGAAUACAUGUACAUGUAUAUAGGUCCAUGGUCUGACAAAUCUUCAAUGUAGGUUGUCAAGGACAACAUGAAUGAAUGGGAAGGUCUAUCAGCAAAAGAAUGUUCAGGCUUGAGCAUGUAGCCUAUUUACAAAGUCUGGUGAAAAUGUACUAGAUACCUCUUUUAAUAUAAGAAUAUAGUAAUGAGCUAUUCAUUUAGGCGCCUUGCACGGAUGAACUACUAGUUGGAACAAUUUUGCGUGUAUUAUAUAUUGUUGUCUGGUAAACCUCAGACAAUGAGAUUUGCAUCUUGGCAAUUAAAAUUUAUUUCAACAUGAAGUUCCUUCCAGAUCCAUAAUCAUUUAAUGAAGCAUUUUUUAUCAUGCUUUUUUCCUUUGAGGAAUGUAAAGCUUCAUAUUACAAGCAACAAAUGGAUGAUAGUUGAAUUUCGUGACAAAACUUGGCUUUUCCCAGCUUAAAAGCAAUUCAAAUGACUAUGAAUUUGCCACUAACCAAUCGGGUUAUGCGAAUAUGUAAAAUGGCACAGUAGUAAGUCUAUGCAUUAUCCACGCGAGUUGUGAGAUAUCUAGCGAUAAUAUCGCUGUUGUGAAGCUCUUGGUACAACUGUUUAAUUUGUUUUAAAUUUAACACAAGAGCAUAUCGAUCAUCGUUUUAUAAGCAGUGAAGAAGAUUCCCUGCGUUGUGCAAAAUGCCUUUUGUGUACAAUGUACUCUAGGUUAUAAAGAGAGGCCUGUGCCAGUCCAUGUUAUAGCGAUGUCAGUUUAUACUCCAAAUCGAUGCUUUUUAAACAUGUUUAAACGAAAAUGGUUCUUGUAAAAGAUUCCUAUGAGGGAUAAUUCAAAAUGUAGGCAUAACAAUUUUUAUACAUAGAUACACAUGUUCAUAAUGUCCGGGAAUGUCACCCAUUAUUAUGAUAUGGCGAAAGAUUCAUGCCAAUCUAUGGCAAAGGAAUGGUAGCUUCUAUAGAGUAAGAAACUCUCCAUCUUUGGGAUGGUGAAAACAAAAUCGACUGUCAGAGCAGUAUUAACUAAUACAAGUAAAUCCAGUACACAGUUGGCCAUGACCAUCAGUAUUAUCGGUGCUCCGGUGUCGUAUUGAAUUCUUCUGUACACAAUCCGAUUGGAAUAUAGGCGUAUAUACUGUAGUAAUUACUCGACAACAAUUUUAAGAAGGGUUAAAUUAAAUCCCUUGGUCCAGCACAGUUGCUGUUAUUGGUUGGUAUACUAACCACACAUUAGAACGAGUAUUGUAGAAAAUUUGGCAAUGCCAAGUAAGAAAAAGUUGGAAGCAAUUUUAUUAUUCGGAUGAAUUGAAGUCAAAAUAAGGCUGUAAUAAGGGUAAGGCUCGCAAUCCAAAUCAAUGACAUGGUUCGAUGUCAUAUCAGCAUAUGGCUUAAUUCGAUAAACCAAAGAGUUUACAGAGUAAAUCAUUAUAAUGAUGUGAAGGUGUGCUGAAUCAGCGAAAUUUCUAGAAGAAAAGAUAGGGCAGCGCCCUAAUGAAGAAACAGUGUAGGGCAGCCCCCUGAUGUAGAAAGGUAUGGCUCACAUACCAAAAAUAUGGGUGGAGGAGCCCUCCUGCCCAAGUCAGCAUGACUUGCAUGCCUUAAAAUAUCAGAGACUGCCAUGAUAGCUGCCGCUUUUACUCAACUCCAGGCGGCUUUCCAUGCCUGCUCCCCAACGGAGAGCAGGGCUGAAGGAGACCGUAGGCUUACGUCUCCUCAAUACUCACCAUGAAGAUAAAGAUGUGUAGUCACUGCCGUCACACUUGAAAAAUAUGGUUCCUAUUCAUUGGUUAGGGCCUUUUAUAGAGAACUGGUCCUGUGUGGAAUUUUGAUUGCUUUGAAUCCCAUUGUGUGAAUUUCACUGCCUAACACCUGGGAAAUGCUAUCCUCUGAAGACUUAUACGAAUGUUACGUAAUAGAAUUGCUAUUAUUAGGUACUAACUCCUCGAAUGUUCAGUGUAGCUUAGUAUUUAUCAUUUAUCAUUAGUCUUUAUCAUCUUGUUUUAUUCUCUAAUUUCGGUCGCAAUUCGUCCUGUUUCUAUUUAUGUUUAUUUCUCCUUGUGUCGUCCUGUUCUUGUUCUUGUUUUUUUUUUCUUCGUGGUAUUUUACUCUUUAUUAGUUUUGUCUUGUUCUGUGGGUUAUCUUGUUCUUUUUAAUCUAUUCAGUAAGUCUCCGUAGGCAAAUAGCAACCAUUGCGUCUCUCUCCCCCCCCCUCUUUCUUUCUCUCUCUCUCCCCCCUUUUCUCUUCCUUGAGGGAGGUUCACAUUAUACAAGCUUUGCUUUUGAGUGAAUCUCCUAUUUCCACAGAUUGUAUAUAUAUUUAUAUAUUAAUUAUCAUGGAUGUUUUUUACUAUGAUUAUAAUGACAAUGAUUUGUAUCGCAAAUAUUUGUUAUAAUGUAUGAAAAUGAUUUGUAUCAAUAUUCAUGUUAUUUCUGUUGGAAAUAAAUCUGAAUCUGAAUCUGAAUCUAUUUAUUAUGGUAGUGGUAGGUAACCCCCCCCCCCCUUGUCAAAUUUUCAUCGGAAAAAUGUGCCCCCCCCCUUUUGAAAAUACUGGAUCCGCCCCUGGUGGUAGCAAUGUUAGGCAAGAAUAUUCAACAAGUAGUUUUACCUCCAUUGUAUAUAUAAUUAUUGAUGAAUAUGUUUAUCACUAAACACUAAGUUAGUGUUUACCAUUAGUGUUACUAUUAUUAUAUACAUUGUUUAUUCGUUUGUAUUAUGAUUAUCAUAUCAUAUCUGUGUAAUGAGUUCCCAUGUUUUUGAGUUAAGAUGAAAUGGAAUGAAACAAACCAAACUUGAAACAAAA